Messenger RNA from Patiria miniata (bat star), 693 nucleotides. Its product is annotated as lactadherin-like. Lineage: Eukaryota; Metazoa; Echinodermata; Asteroidea; Valvatida; Asterinidae. The coding region runs from base 1 to 693 and encodes 230 amino acids. The transcript has 4 exons. The record is from RefSeq and is a predicted model, not a curated record.
AUGCCGUGCACCAUUAGCCAGGAGCCCGACGCACAGACGGGCCGCUACCGCUGGUUGAUGCAAGCCGUGGACCCGUGUGAGUGCACGCAGAUCGGAAUGGGUGGCUUCAGCACCUUCGUACCGUACAGACCCUACGAGUUGACGCACUAUGACACCUUUCUGAUCAGCAGCGAUCUGGAGAAGAUACAGCAAUGGCUGAACUGCCCUGGUAAGCUUUCUUGCUCAGUGGAGGGACCUCUCGGGAUGGAAGAUGGUCGCAUCCCGGAUGAACGCAUCACAGCUUCGUCUUUUUGGCAAAACCGCGCUGACCACGCCCCACCCAGGGCCAGGCUUAAUACUCAAGGAUACGCUGCAGCGUGGUGUAACGCUGGCAGCACUGAUAAUAUCAGUCCAUGGAUACAGGUUGACUUCGUUGGCACAGUUACCAUUACUGGUCUGAUCACCCAGGGGCGUGGAGAUAACGACCGCCAAAGGGUGGAGGAGUACCAAGUGACGUACAGCGAGGACGGUCAGGCCUGGAAUUACGUGAUUGAUGCAGACGACACAACAAUGAAGUUCCCUGGUAACAAGGAUAGUAACACCCUGGUAACUACUCGCCUGCCGUUUACCUUGCGCACCAGAAUCCUGCGCAUUCACCCCACGGAUUGGAACGAACAUUGCAGCAUGAGGUUUGAAUUGAUUGGCUGCUAUUAG